Messenger RNA from Mesoplodon densirostris (Blainville's beaked whale), 1065 nucleotides. RefSeq names its product paired box 4 (gene PAX4). The record is from RefSeq and is a predicted model, not a curated record. Gene Ontology annotation, biological process: anatomical structure development; regulation of transcription by RNA polymerase II. NCBI's taxonomy places the organism in Eukaryota, Metazoa, Chordata, Mammalia, Artiodactyla, Ziphiidae. Gene Ontology annotation, molecular function: RNA polymerase II cis-regulatory region sequence-specific DNA binding; DNA-binding transcription factor activity, RNA polymerase II-specific.
AUGAUCAAGGUCAACAUCAACAGAGGGAUCAGCAGUGUGAAUCAGCUGGGGGGGCUCUUUGUGAAUGGUCGGCCUCUGCCCCUGGACACCCGGCAGCAGAUCGUGCGGCUGGCCGUCAGCGGGAUGCGGCCCUGUGACAUCUCACGGAGCCUUAAGGUAUCUAAUGGCUGUGUGAGCAAGAUCCUAGGGCGUUACUACCGCACAGGUGUCUUGGAGCCCAAGGGGAUUGGGGGAAGCAAGCCGCGCCUGGCCACACCACCUGUGGUGGCUCGAAUCGCCCAGCUGAAGGGUGAGUGCCCAGCCCUCUUCGCCUGGGAGAUCCAACGCCAGCUCUGUGCCGAAGGGCUUUGCACCCAGGACAAGACUCCCAGUGUCUCCUCCAUCAACCGAGUCCUGCGGGCCAUACAGGAGGACCAGAGAAUCCCCGGGGCACAGCUCAGGUUGCCCGCUGUUUUGGCUCCAGUUCCUCCAACGCCACCUAGUGGCUCCGAGGCGCCCCGGGGUCCCCACCCAGGGACAGGCCACCGGAAUCGGACGAUCUUCUCCCCAGGCCAAGCUGAGGCGCUGGAGAAAGAGUUCCAGCGUGGGCAGUACCCUGACUCAGUGGCCCGCGGGAAGCUGGCUGCUGCCACCUCUCUGCCUGAAGACACAGUGAGGAUCUGGUUUUCCAACCGAAGAGCCAAAUGGCGCCGACAAGAGAAGCUCAAGGGGGAAAUGCGGUUUCCAGGCGCUUCCCAGGACCUGACUGUACCAAGUGCCUCCCCAGGGACCAUCUCUGCACAGCAAUCCCCCGGCAGUGUGUCCACAGCAGUCCUACCUGCCCUGGAAUCCUUGGCUCCCUCCAGCUCUCCGCGGUUCUGGGGGACAGCAUCAGACAGAUGUCUGAGUGACACUCCACCACAAGCCUGUCUCAAGCCCUGCUGGGGUAAGAAUCCAGGCCAGCCGAGCUCCCUGGAUUCACUCCUGCUUUGCCAUCCUUGCCCCUCCUUCCUCUGCCCCAUCGCCAGUCUUGGUACCCAUCAGGUCUUGCUCUGGCCUGGCUCCCCACUUCGAGGUCUGGGAUGA